This is a messenger RNA of Rhincodon typus (whale shark), 1818 nucleotides long. RefSeq names its product follistatin a (gene fsta). Gene Ontology annotation, biological process: multicellular organism development; negative regulation of activin receptor signaling pathway; cell differentiation. Gene Ontology annotation, molecular function: activin binding; protein binding. The record is from RefSeq and is a predicted model, not a curated record. The coding region runs from base 72 to 1124 and encodes 350 amino acids. The transcript is spliced from 6 exons. NCBI's taxonomy places the organism in Eukaryota, Metazoa, Chordata, Chondrichthyes, Orectolobiformes, Rhincodontidae.
UUCAACACAGCGAUCGGACUUGACUGGUGCUCUCAGAUCAGUACUUAGCUGCGGUGAAAUUGCGUGCCACAAUGCUAAGGAUGCUAAACAGCAGAACUGCGUCUCUCACCAUUUCACUUUUUAUCUUCCUCACCAUUGGAGACCAGCGAGUGCAGGCUGGGAACUGCUGGCUCCAGCAAGCCAAGAACGGCAAAUGCCAGGUUCUUUACAUGACCGGGGUCAGCCGCGAAGAGUGCUGCAAAAGUGGAAGGUUGGGCACAGCAUGGACCGAAGAUGAUGUGCCAUCCAGUACCCUUUUCCGAUGGAUUAUCUUUAACGGUGGAGCUCCGGGUUGUACGCCUUGUAAAGAAACCUGUGAUAACGUCGAUUGUGGUCCAGGUAAAAAGUGCAAAAUGAACAAAAAGAAUAAACCUCGAUGUGUCUGUGCACCCGACUGCUCUAACGUCACUUGGAAGGGCUCCGUUUGUGGUACUGACGGGAAAACCUACAAAGAUGAAUGUGUCCUGCUGAAGGCGAGGUGCAAAGGGCAUCCCGAGCUCGAGGUCCAAUAUCAAGGCAAAUGUAAAAAAUCGUGCAGAGAUGUCUUGUGUCCAGGCAGCUCUGUGUGUGUGGUAGAUCAGACAAACAGCGCCUACUGUGUGAUGUGUAACCCGAGGAUCUGCCCUGAACCUUCGAGCCCCGAGCAAUAUCUGUGCGGCAAUGAUGGGAUCACGUACGCCAGCGCCUGCCACAUCAGACGCGCCACCUGCUUGAUGGGCAGAACCAUUGGAGUGGCGUACGAAGGGAAAUGUAUAAAAGCCAAAUCCUGUGAUGACAUACAGUGUAGCCCUGGAAAGAAGUGUCUCUGGGAUAGCCGGCUUGGCAGGGGUCGGUGCGCUGUUUGUAAUGUAUGUCAGGGUGGACGCUCAGAUGAGCCAGUCUGUGCCACUGAUAACACCACGUACCCCAAUGAGUGUGCAAUGAAAAGUACAGCCUGUUCCUCUGGCACCCUCCUGGAGAUCAAACAUACAGGAUCGUGCAAUUCUACCAUAUAUUCCCCCAUAGCCAUAACUGAAGAAGAUGAAGAUGAAGAAGAUGAGCAAGAAAAUAACACCUUUCCUAAAUCUCCAUUUCUGAUUUGGUAAUUUCCUUCACCUUUGGAAGAGAAAGGAGUCGCUGUACUUAUUUGUAAAUAAGUGUACGCUUAUUUAUUUUGAAGAAGUAUACAUAGUUAAGUUUAGUAGAUUUUUAUUUAUACUGUCAUGUUUUAUAAUUUAUGCAUAAAAUUGGUUAACUAUACCUGUUUUGGAAAUAUAUUCGUCAAGAGAGCAGUGUUAUCAUUAAUUUAUUGUGACGUAUGAUGCUUGUAAAGUACACUCCUUCAUGCAACCUGUAAAUUGCAUUAUGGUAGCUGUAAAUGUGGCUGGUCAUUUUCCUUUUGUACUAUGAAUUUUUAGUUACGUUACCUGCAUGUUAUACCUGGUAUAUUUAUUUAUUGGAAUAUGUUACACAUUAAUGUAAAUAAAGCUCCAGAUACUGUUUACAGCGUGCCAUAUAAGUGACCAAAUGUGCUGCGUUUGGAACUUGUCAACUUGAAAUGUUCUGCAGCUGUGUGGCUGUCAGAUCACUUUCUGGCCGCAUGUAAUCUGAUUGACUUUAGUGGUUUGUUUCUCUAAAUGUUUUAACAUAAUGCAAAUAUUUCAGGGUUUUCGUUUUGCUUAAAGUAUUAUGUUGCAGAUGCAAUUUUAUAUUUUCGAACAUGACAGAUUUAAAUGCAUCUAAAUAUAUAGUUUUGUACUUUUUCUAUCAUGUAAAUGUGCAAUGUAUAUAAAAAGUAAU